Messenger RNA from Limulus polyphemus (Atlantic horseshoe crab), 687 nucleotides. RefSeq lists its product as uncharacterized. The record is from RefSeq and is a predicted model, not a curated record. NCBI's taxonomy places the organism in Eukaryota, Metazoa, Arthropoda, Merostomata, Xiphosura, Limulidae. The coding region runs from base 1 to 687 and encodes 228 amino acids. The transcript has a single exon.
AUGACAUAUAAUUGUGAUGAUAUGAGCUGUAAUUGUGAUAUGACAUAUAAUUGUGAUGAUAUGAGCUGUAAUUGUGAUAUGACAUCAAUUACAGCUCCUAUCAUCACAGUUACACGUCAUACCACAAUUACAGCUCCUAUCAUCACAGUUACACGUCAUACCACAAUUACAGCUCCUAUCAUCACAGUUACACGUCAUACCACAAUUACAGCUCCUAUCAUCACAGUUACACGUCAUACCACAAUUACAGCUCCUAUCAUCACAAUUACACGUCAUACCACAAUUACAGCUCCUAUCAUCACAAUUACACGUCAUACCACAAUUACAGCUCAUAUCAUCACAAUUACAGCUCAUAUCAUCACAAUUACAGCUCAUAUCAUCACAAUUACAGCUCAUAUCAUCACAAUUACAGCUCAUAUCAUCACAAUUACAUGUCAUAUCACAAUUACAGCUCAUAUCAUCACAAUUAUUGGUAUGACGUGUAACUGUGAUGAUAGGAGCUGUAAUUGUGAUGGUAUGACGUGUAACUGUGAUGAUAGGAGCUGUAAUUGUGAUGGUAUGACGUGUAACUGUGAUGAUAUGAGCUGUAAUUGUGUUGAUAUGACAUGUAAUUUGCCUAGAUUGCUAAGAAUUAGUAUUAAUCAGUAUUCUUCUAUAUGUAGUGUAUUUCAGACAAGUGCCUUGUAA